This is a messenger RNA of Saccostrea cuccullata (small rock oyster), 1969 nucleotides long. Its product is annotated as myosin-11-like. Lineage: Eukaryota; Metazoa; Mollusca; Bivalvia; Ostreida; Ostreidae. The record is from RefSeq and is a predicted model, not a curated record. The transcript has 6 exons. The annotation marks the transcript as partial.
GAGAGAGUGUAAGAGGAGCAGUACGACGAGCUACAGCAUCAGCAUAGGGAGCAGAUAGAGGCAUUAAGACAGGACUUGGAGCAUGAACAUCGAGCUGAGAUCAUGGACGUGCAGUCAGAGUUCAAAGUUCAACUUGAGAUCGAGCUGAAGAGACAGGCGGCAGACAUGACAUACGAUUUCGGAGAAAAAAUUAAAAAAUUGGAGGAAGACCAGAAAGAGAAAGAGCUGGAAGAGUUAGAGAUGAAGAUAGAACAGCUGGAAGAAAUGAAACAAGAGGGAGAAUUACAAGAAGAAAGCAAUGCAUCUGUGAAUCUCGCACAAUCCUCCUCUGAAAAUUACCCACAAUCCUCCUCUGAAAAUUACCCACAAUCCUCCUCUGAAAAUUACCCACAAUCCUCCACCGUGACCUUGGAUGAUGAUUCUCUGAGUAAGUCGACAGAGACAGCCAGUACGGUAAUCGACGCCCAGAAGAAUGUCAGACCGGAGAAGAAGAGUUCCGAGGACGUGGGCGACAAAACCGACGACGAAUUAGAGGACAAGACCGACGACGAAUUAGAGGAGAUGGAAUCGGAGGCACACGAAGAAGGCGGGAAACCCACCACAAUGGAGGCAGUUUCGAGACAGGACACUCUUAAGGAGAGUGAAGAUUUCGAAGAGGUCAGCGAGAGUAGCUCACCAGAGACCAGCGAGUCUCAGUCAGCAGUCGCCGUGAGUCAACUCAUGGGCACCAUCAAUCUCGCCAAGCAGGAGACGUUCAUGAAACUCAAACAAGAGUACGAGACCAAAAUCACUAAACUCACAGACGACCUAGAGCAGGCCAUGAUCCUAAACGACGAACGUGAGAAAUGCAUCGAUGAUAUAACGGACAAAUACAAGGCUAAAAUUCAAGAAAUGAGACGGCACUAUGAGAUGAGAAUUAAAGAACUCGAGGAAUCCGAUGUAGAUAUUGAAGAGAUCAAAGAGAAAGUGAAAGUAGAAUUUGUGAAAAAUUACGAGGCGGAGUUAGCACGAGUGCAUGUUGAGUACGAAGAGAAAAUGGAUCUGUUACGACAAGAGAUGCAGGAAAGUUAUGAUUCAGAGAAACAAGAAAUGGAAAAAAGACAUAAAAAGGAACUGGAGGCCUCGGAAGAGAAAUAUGACACACUUAUAGACAGGAUCCGUGGCGGUGAUGCUCCUGAGGUAGCGGAUCUCGUGAGAGACAGAAUCGACACGGAGCUCGAGAUGGCAAAGUCACUCAUGGAGCAAGAGUUCGAGGAAACCAUUGAAUCCGAACAGGCACGAUUUCAAGAAGAAAAAGAGAAAGAGAUAAACGAUUUACACGCACAACACGACAAAGAAAUGGAAGAAGCACGACAAACUCUGACAGAGGAAUUUCAGGCUAAGCUGGAGGCUAUGGAGAGUAAAUACAGCAAAGAGAUGGAGACUCUGCAGAGCCAGUUAGAGACCGGAAUGCACCAGAAUCUCGCUACCGAGUACAAGAUCCAGGAAUAUCAGGAUAAAAUUCAUGAACUCGAGACCGAGCUAGAAAAAUUUUUGAAAGAGAGUGAAUCCAGUGACGAGAAAUCGUCCAAGCGUACCGUGGACGAGUCUGGUGUCAUGGUGUCUGCUUCGAGUGAAUUCGACACGGAUGGAGAAACAAAGGAUUCUGGGAAGGGGACUUUAAAUAAGGGAGUGGAUCAAACAGAUUCUAGUGGAGGAUUUCAAGUUAGUGAAGUUUGUGAAGAAACUAGUGAAACUGGAGGAGAGGAUCUAAGAGAUUCAGGAGGAGAGGAUCUAAGAGAUUCAGGGGGGUUAGUUGUAGAUCAGUCGGUGAAGGAUUAUGAAAGUGAAAGUGGGAAGGAAGAAUUGACUCGGCGAGACUCCAGUGCUGAUUUAGACAACUCACUCCAGAACCUUAAAGGCUCGCAUGCUGCUGCUAUAGCUGAAAUAGAAGAGGAGUAUAACUCAAAGCUGGCCAGUCUGAAAGCAG